Trichechus manatus latirostris (Florida manatee) is the source of this 4448-nucleotide messenger RNA. It is a transcript of the gene ANKAR, whose product is annotated as ankyrin and armadillo repeat containing. NCBI's taxonomy places the organism in Eukaryota, Metazoa, Chordata, Mammalia, Sirenia, Trichechidae. Gene Ontology annotation, molecular function: protein binding. The record is from RefSeq and is a predicted model, not a curated record. The transcript is spliced from 22 exons. The coding region runs from base 126 to 4430 and encodes 1434 amino acids.
GAUCAAAAGUACAGAAUUAUUUCUUGAGAAAUCCAGGUUCAUUACCAUGACAAAUUUUAUUGGUUGUCUUUUCAUUUUUAUUCAUUAUAGAAACUUCAAAAAGGACAUAUUAAGCUUCAUUCGAAAUGCUGAGAUUGCCGAAGAAAGGAUUAACUAGAUUUGAUCAGGUUCAAGAUGAAGAAACCUACCUGGAAAAUUUAGCAGUACAAAGAAAUGCUUCUGCUUUUUUUGAAAAAUAUGAUCGGAGUGAAGUACAGGAGUUGCUUACUACUGCACUAGUUAGCUGGUUGUCUACCAAAGAGGAUGUUCGCUCUCAAGUAGACAUCCCAUGUGGAAUUAUGAGUCAAAUAAAUAGUGUAGGCUUUUCUACUGCAAUCCUACUGACUCCUGUGGAUCCUACUGCCCUCUUAGACUACAGAGAAGUCCAUCAGAUCAUAAGGGAGUUGUCUAUUGGAAUUUAUUGCUUAAAUCAAAUUCCUUCAAUCAGUUUAGAAGCUAAUUAUGAUCAGAGUUCUUCUUGUCAAUUACCUCCAGCUUAUUUUGAUACCAGAAUUGGGCAAAUUUUGAUCAAUAUUGACUACAUGCUAAAAGCACUAUGGCAUGGAAUAUACAUGCCUAAAGAAAAACGAGCCAGAUUCUCUGAAUUGUGGCGUACUAUCCUGGACAUUGAUCCAGAUGGGAAGCCUCAAACAAAUAAAGACAUUUUUGCAGAAUUUAGUUCAGCAGGUUUGAUUGAUAUUACAAAGGAUCCAGACUUUGAAGGCAUAUAUGAUGAAGACAUGAAUGAAGACCCAACAUAUAAUCCAAAUAGCCCUGAAGAAAUAGCUGUGUUUAUGAAAUAUGCUGAAAAUAUUCUGCUAAAGUUGACAUUUAGUACCACACAAGUUCAACAGUAUGAAAAUGUCUUUAUAUUUGAAACAGCCUAUUGGCUUACUAAUGCUAUAAAAUAUAAUCAGGAUUAUCUUGAUAUUUGUACCUACCAGAGACUACAGCAAAGAUUGUAUCUUCAAAAAAAGGUUAUUCAAAAACACUUAGAGAAGAAACAGGAUAUUAGAAGAGGGUUGGGAUACUUAAAGUUAAUAUGUUUUCUGACUCCAUUUCUACUGAGUUUAAAAAAGAAGAUGAAAGUUCCAUAUUUAAGUUCUCUGCUUCAACCUUUUUCAGAUGACAAGGUCAAGACAGAGCGAGAGUUGCCUCCAUUUAUUUUUGGACGAGAUUUUAAAUGCCAGAAUUUCCACUACAAAGAGAAUCAAUAUUUCCAUGUUCAUGGAGGAAUUGAAUUUGAUAUCAGCACGCCUCCAAUUGAGAAUGCUCUGGAAGAUUUUCAGAACAAUUUAGAAAAAAUACGGGAUUGUGCUGCUAAUACUUUUGUAGAAGAUUCAGGAUACAAAGAAUAUUACUCAAUACCAGUCAUGGAAUUUCAUGGAAAAAGCUACUAUGUGAUCUGUUUUGAACUUGAAACUUUCUAUCAGCAACUAUAUAAGACACAGUGGUGGGGAGCCAUAAAUGAAAUUGUGAACAAUCUGAGACCAAAAAGACUUCCACUGACAGAUGCUCAAUUACAUGAACAAUUUAAGAAAAAAUUUGGUUUCAAAAAAGCUAUGAAAUGCAAGAGUAUCCCAUUUGGUAUGAAGUCUGCUGUUGAAAGAGGGUUAGCUGCCGUUUUCCACACAUUUAGCCGUAAAACCUCAAGUUCGACAAUCAAUGUUUCAGAUGAAGGAGGUUAUGCUAUUUUCCAUCAUGCUGCUCUACACAACAGAGUUGCUAUUAUAUGUCAACUCUGCAAUGCUAACUUUAAUGUCAACCAGAGACGCUUUAUUAUGUUCAGCCAAGGUCCAACACCUCUACACCUGGCUGCACAAGCUUGCUCACUAGAAGCAACCAUCUGUCUACUCUGUUUCAAAGCAGAUUACACACUCUCUGAAAAAAGAGGCUGGAUGCCGAUUCACUUUGCUGCUUUCUAUGACAAUAUAUGCAUCAUCAUUGCUCUCUGUAGAAAGGAUCCUAGUUUGCUAGAAGCUGAGGCAACAGCUGAGAAUCAGUGUACUCCACUGUUACUUGCUGCCACUUCAGGAGCACUGGAUACUAUCCAGUACCUAUUUUCUCUUGGUGCUAACUGGAGAAAAACAGAUAUUAAAGGAAAUAAUAUAAUUCAUUUAUCGGUGCUAACCUUUCACACAGAGGUUCUCAAGUAUAUAAUAGAGUUAAAUAUUCCUGAACUCCCAGUUUGGAAAACUUUGGUAGAAAUGUUGCACUGUGAAAGCUAUAAACGAAGGAUGAUGGCCGUCAUGUCCUUAGAAGUAAUUUGCUUAGCAAAUGAUCAAUACUGGGAAUAUAUUUUGGAUGCAGGCACCAUUCCUGCCUUAAUCAAUCUAUUAAAAUGUCCCAAAAUAAAAUUACAGUGCAAAGCAGUUGGGUUACUGAGUAAUAUCUCAACCCAUGUACCUGUAGUACAUGCUUUGGUAGAGGCAGGAGGCAUUCCAGCUGUGAUCAACCUACUGGUUUCUGAAGAACCUGAACUACACUCUCGCUGUGCUGUCAUUCUAUAUGAUAUUGCUCAACUUGGAAACAAGGAUGUUAUUGCCAAAUAUAAUGGAAUCCCAGCUCUGAUAAAUCUUUUGAAGUUAAAUAUAGAAAGUGUGCUAGUAAAUGUAAUGAACUGUAUACGGGUAUUAUGUAUAGGAAAUGAAGACAAUCAAAGAGCAGUGAGAGACCACAAAGGCAUCAAAUAUCUUAUCACAUUUCUGAGUUCUGAUUCAGAUGUGUUGAAGGCUGUAUCUUCUGCUACAAUUGCUGAGGUUGCACGUGACAACACAGAGGUGCAGGAUGCCCUAGCUAUGGAAGGAGUGAUUCCUCCUCUGGUGGCUCUAUUUAAAGGGAAACAGCUUAGUGUCCAAGUAAAGGGUGCAGUGGCUGUGGAAUCACUGGCAAGUUACAACCCUGCUAUACAAAAAGCAUUUCUGGAAAAGUCAUUAACUAAAUAUCUUUUAAAACUCCUAAAGGCAUUUAAAAUAGAUGUUAAGGAACAAGGAGCUGUAGCACUUUGGGCCUUGGCAGGACAAACAUUGAAACAACAGAAGUAUAUGGCAGAACAGAUUGGAUACAACUUUAUAAUAAACAUGCUUUUGUCACCAUCAGCUAAAAUGCAGUAUGUUGGAGGUGAAGCAGUCAUAGCUCUAAGUAAGGACAGCAGAAUGCAUCAAAAUCAAAUAUGUGAAGGGAAUGGAAUUGCACCUUUGGUUCGCUUACUAAGAAUUACUAAGGUAGCUGAAGGCACACUUCUGAGUGUCAUCAGAGCAGUCGGAUCCAUUUGUAUUGGUGUCGCCCACACAAGCAAUCCCAUUAGUCAACAAUAUGUUGUAGAGGAAAAUGCCUUUCCAGUACUUAUUCAACUACUAAGAAAUCACCCUUCUGCUAACAUUAAGGUUGAAGUGGCAUUUUCCUUGGCAUGCAUUGUCCUAAGGAAUGAUCUGUUACAGAAUGAAUUACAAGAAGCUGAAGGUUUUAAGUAUGAUGAUGUUCUUUAUCUUCUUCACUCACCUGAUAAGGAUAUUUGUUUAAGAGCAGGCUAUGCAUUAACCCUUUUUGCCUUCAAUAAUCGCUUUCAACAAUACCUAAUACUGGAAAGUGGAACAAUUACAAUAUCUAUUUUUGAACCUUUUCUUGAAUCAACAGUUGAAACUGAGAAGGCAAUGGCAGCAUUUCAGAUUAUCAUAUUAGCUAAAGUCAUUAUAGAUGUGGACCAUAUUGCUUUAUCUGCAAGAGGUGUUAAUAUUUUAGUUGAUAGUCUAUAUUCAAAUCAGGCCAGUACUAUUGUCUUGACAGGGAAUUUAAUAGCUAGCUUGGCUCAUUCUAGAGCUGGUAUUCCAGAAGCAUUUACCACAUUAGGGACAGUCCAACGACUGUGCCACCAUUUGUACUCAGAAAAAGAAGAGGUUCGCACAGCUUGCUCCUGUGCUCUCGGCUACUUAACUUACAAUGCAAAUGCUUUCCGCAUCCUGCUAAAGGAAUGCAGGAAUAAGCCUAAUCAGUUCAUUCGUAUAAGAAAUAACAUCAGCAGAGAUGCAAGUAUUAACCCCGCAUUUUUAAAGGAAUUUCAGAUGCAACAAAAAGUGGGACUUCCUUCCUUAAGUCUGGAGAAAAAUGGAGGACCAUCUAUAACUCCCGUCUUUAAAAAAGGAAAAGAACACCGAAGAAAAUCAAAACCUAAAAUUCAACCAAAAGAUUCUUUGACUUUAAUGCCUCCUGUAACUAACUUCAUGGGACUCUUCAGAACGACAAAAAAGACCAUUGCUUCUCAUAAUAUUUUUUCUUUUUCAUCUUCAUCUUCAUCAGAUAUUAUAAAAGUUUCAAGACCAAGAAUAGUGGUUUUGAGCCAACUUGGGAAAUAUAUACAGAAAGCAAACCCGGAGCCUCCAGAAGCCUUAUAAAAGCAUUUAGUAUGAAAG